AGACUUGAGUUUUCCCUCCUUAGUUGAGCCUUUUUGAAUAUCAUGGUUUAAAAUGACCAGUGAUGACAUAGGAGCAGAAUUAGACCAUUUGGCCCAUCAACUGUGCUUUGAAAUUCCAUCAUGGCUGAUUUAUUAUCCUACUCAACCCCAUUCUUGUGUCUUGCUGUAACCUUGGACACUCUUACUAAUCAAGAACCUAUCAAUCUCAUUUUUAAAUAUACCCAAUAACUGGGCCUCCACAGCUGAUUGUAGCAAUGAAUUUCACGGAUUCACCAUCUUCUGGAAAAGAAACUGCCCCCUGAUCUCUGUUCAAAAUGGCAUCUUGUGUUCUGAGGCUACAGGCACCAGUCCAAGACUUCCCACUUCUGGAAGCUUCCUUUCCAGAUCCACUCUAUUGAUCAUACAAUCCCAGUUACAGUAAGGAAACAUUUUAAAUUACUGCACUGUGUUGAACAUUAGACCCAAAUAAUCCCAAACCUCACUUGAGGAAAUGAAUGAAGUUAGAUCAAAAUAUGUACUUAAAUUUGACAAAGCCCGAGUGCCAGAUUUCCCAUGAACUGCUGGAACUGAGCUAAUGGAUGUUGAUUUCAGAAGUAAAAUAAUUAAACGGAAGUUGGUCUGGUUCUUCAACUACCAUCUAUAGUUUUACAGCUCUUGGACUUGACUACAGUUAAAAUGACUUCAAUAACUCAGUUAUUGGUAGGUCACCGGCUGAAGGUCAUUAAUGCUGGAUUAACACGAUUACAUGUCUUUGCAACAAAUUCUAGGCAUACUAAGAACAGCAAAUACCCCAGACUGGCAGAAAAGUAACAUAUCAGCUUGCAUCUUCUGGAUGAUGUUUAGAGCUACUGUAAAAGGUAGCAAAACUUAGUAUGUAUUGUUUUGGGCAAAAUGUGUAUUUUAAAUUCUGAAAAGAUUCUGCACCAUUGUGAUUCUGCCCAUGAUAUCUGCGUUGAAAAUUUGGGUGUGAAUCCUAGAGUUCUUGACAUUUUGGCACCAAAUGCAGAGUAUUGAUGAGAUCUAUUGCCAUUAGAAUUAAAUAUUUACUAUUUAAUUUAGCUGUGUGUUUACAUUUGUGUGCAUUUAAUUUGAAGGGCAUAACUGAUCCAAUUAACAAAUGACUGUUUCUGAUUGUAUAAUAUACCAAAGGUAUCACAAGAAUCUAAAUCAAGAGACUGUCAAAUUCUUUUUGAACGUUUUAAAAAGAAUAAAAAACUGGCUUUUAUGUGCACAUUGCCUGGUCAAAGUACUUUAAUCUCAAAGUGGGUAAAUAAUCAUUAUCAGUUGUGGAAUUUCUUUAUCUCAGUGAAACAUUUUUAAAAAGUAUUAUGGAGCUGGGUGACUAUCUGAGAAGUGUCAGUCCUGAUGAAGGGUUUUGGCCCAAAUGUCAGCUGUUUAGUUCCCUCUGCAGAUGCUGUUUGACCUGCUGAGUUCCUCCAGCAUUUUGUGCAUUGCUACUGAAGUGUCUUGACCUUCAUAUAGAUUAGAGUAAGGCAAUACAAACGUGAUUUUUUAAAAAGAACCAAUUCUUGAUCACUGAAUCCCAGUUACUGUAGGGAAACAUUUAAAAUAAUCCCAGGAAGCUGCUGUUUCUGUUUAAUUAUAUUUUGAACAGGGAGAUGAAAGGGGACGUUGAUUAAUAAUGACCUGCAGUCUCAUUGUAAAUGGUUUUCUGUAUUCCAUGGAUUGAAUCAUUGUAAUGCCAUGGCAGAUAAUCACAUGACCAAUUUUUCAGAAACAAAAACAAUUUCAAAGUGUUAAAUGAAAGAUUGGGACUUUACAUGAGUGUUUAUUGUUUGAAAUACCGUACUUUAAAUCCACGCAAGUGCCUUUGGCCCUCUGCUUAACAGUAUUAUCCACAUCUGGUAUUUCAGUGUCACUGUAAAUAUAAAACUUGAGUUGCUGUAGUGAGAUCUGCGUUCAGUUUCCUAAAAGAGUAUGAUCACAGCUGCAAUCAUUUAAUCUUUCAUAUUAAUAGUUGUGUGUGUGUGGAGCGGGGGGGGGGGGGGGGGUGGAUUUUAACGUUAAGCUAACUCAUUCAUGGCUCAAAAGUUAUGUCAUUACUGGAAAAUGUACCAACAAUUAAGAGGAUUUUAUUAAAAGUUUUGAAUUAUAAGGACAGGCUGGGAUGUUUUCCUCUGAGGGGUAACUUUAUGGAGGUUUAUAAAAUUCAUGGGGGACAUAGUAAAUGUAAACAACCUAGGGUUCCUUAUUGCUGUCUUGUGACGCGGUCGAUCAUGGUCUUUCCAUGUCAUUAUGAUUGUUCUUGACAAUUUUUUCUAUAAAGGGUGAUCUGCAGGCUAGCGGAGAGAAAGAGUGCCUUAAACCUUUGGUGGAGACGCAUCUCCACUCUGCCAACCACUAGGAUCGGGGAGUCUAAAACAAGAGUACAUGAUUUAAAGCGAGAGGGGGAAGAUUUAAAAAGCACCUUGAGUGCCAACUUUCUACAUGGCAGCUGUGUCCGUACGGAAUAAGCAGCUGGAGGACUGGUUCAAGAAUUUGAACACAGGCAUUGCCUAUCGGUUUAUUGGUGUAGGUUAGUGAGGACUGAAAGUGGGUAACAACUUUGGAAAUUAAGGUAACGGCUAUAUAGAACCUUAAAAUUGAGAUCUGUAAAGAUCGAGACUGCAUUUAAUUACUAGGCAUUUAACAAAUCAACUCACGACUUCACCUUAGCAAAGUGCGAUUUUGGCUAUAUCGCCCGAGGUGGGAACAAGGGCAAUGACUUCCUCAUUACUAAUGGAAGAUUAUUUCCGUAAUGUUCAGCAUGUCUGGAAAUUCCUGUUGUACUGGCCUCCAGCGAUGUAGUUGGACUGUCGGCAUUCGUAAGUGUGCCGCGUUUGGGCACGUCCCGAAGAAACAGGUGAGUGACGGCAGCAAGUACCUGCUUCCUAUUGGCCAGACGGGUGGGUCGGGGAACCUUGUCUUAAAUUGACUGGGACACGGGCCAAUCCAUGUUUAACACGUCAGCACUCGUCCAAUCGGCAAGCGGCGGGAAGGCGGGGCGAGAGGCGGGAGGGCGGAUGCCGGGCCUGCUAGGGGUCGGGCCCUCCGAGCGAUGCUGUUGUGGUAUUGUUGAUCCGAUAAUGCAAUGGCGCUCGAUAGUGCUGGGCCUCCUGCUGUUGAGGCUGGGUCUCCACCUCACGCUUUGGUUCCUCUUCGGCUUCGGGCCCAGCCUGGGAUUCUACCAGACUUUCGUGCCCUUUCGUUUCAGCUUCGGUAUGGUGCGGCAGUCCGAGGGUCAGGCUCAGGCCCAAGCCGCCAAGAAGCCGUCUUGGUUCGACCAGACUUGGGUGCGGGGGCAGACCCCGGGUGGCCUCUCCCUAGCAAGAGGGGACCCGUUGGUGUGUAAAAGACGGUCUCCUUCUGCUUCCCGGCCUGCUGGGCCCGGCUACAAUUUCCUGGAUAGUUUUGGGGAGUACAGCCGCAAGUACAGCGCCUUCCCCGAGCCGCAGCGUCGCCGCAUGAAGGAGGCUGCCCUGCGCAUGUUCUACUUCGGCUACGAGAACUACAUGGAGCACGCCUUCCCACAGGACGAGCUCAAUCCCAUCGACUGCCAGGGCAGGGGUCCUGACCGGGAUAACCCUUCAAACAUAAACAUUAAUGAUGUCCUUGGGAACUAUUCUUUAACACUGAUCGAUGCACUUGAUACCCUGGCGGUUUUGGGCAAUGCUUCAGAAUUCAAAAGAGCAGUGAAGCUUGUGAUUACCACUGUCUCUUUUAAUAAAGAUUCAACUGUUCAAGUCUUUGAAGCAACUAUCAGAAUUUUAGGAAGCCUACUUUCUGCUCACAUGAUUAUAAUGGAUCCUGCUCAGCCAUUUGGAAACAUGGUUCCAGAGGGCUACGAUGAUGAGUUGCUUCACCUAGCUCGUGAUUUGGCUGUAAGAUUGUUGCCAGCAUUUGAAAACACUAAAACUGGCAUUCCUCAUCCAAGGGUGAAUCUAAAGAGGGGCGUGCCUUCUAGUUGUCUGAACGAAACCUGCACUGCUGGAGCUGGUUCUCUGCUUGUGGAGUUUGGAAUCCUUAGCCGCCUCAUUGGGGAUUCUACUUUUGAAUGGGUAGCUCGCCAAGCAGUGAGAGCUCUCUGGAAACUGAGAAGUGAUGAGACGGGACUCCUAGGGAAUGUGGUAAACAUCCAGACUGGACAAUGGGUUGGGAAGCAGAGUGGAUUGGGAGCAGGAAUGGACUCUUUCUAUGAAUAUCUUCUGAAAUCCUACAUACUGUUUGGAGAAAGUGAAGAUCUGGAGAUGUUUAAUGCUGCAUAUGAAAGCAUUCAAAAUCAUCUGAGAAGAGGGCGUGAAGCUUGUAAUGAAGGAGAGGGAGAUCCUCCACUUUAUGUUAACGUGAAUAUGUUGAAUGGGCAAUUAAUGAACACGUGGAUUGAUUCACUGCAAGCCUUUUUCCCUGGUCUUCAGGUGUUAACAGGUGAUGUAGAAGAUGCUAUUUGCCUCCAUGCCUUCUAUUAUGCUAUAUGGAAGCGAUAUGGGGCUCUUCCAGAACGAUAUAAUUGGCAAUUGCAAGCUCCUGAUGUGAUGUUUUACCCACUAAGGCCUGAAUUAGUUGAGUCUACAUACCUACUGUAUCAGGCAACAAAGAAUCCUUUCUACUUGCAUGUGGGAAUGGAUAUCCUUCAAAGUCUGGAGAAGUACACAAAAGUCAGGUGUGGUUAUGCUACACUUCAUCAUGUAAUAGACAAGUCAAAGGAAGACCGAAUGGAGAGCUUCUUUCUCAGUGAGACCUGUAAAUAUUUAUAUUUGUUAUUUGACGAAGACAACCCAUUGCAUAGAUCAGGGAGCAAAUAUCUUUUCACAACAGAAGGACAUAUUUUGCCAGUAGAUAAACUUUUCAGAGAAAAACCCUGGGAAGAUGCCACCACUAAAGAAGAAGGUACAGUGGGCACCUCCAGUCUGCUGGCCCACAGACCUGCUAAUUCCAGCAUCAAUUGCAGCAGAGUCCCCAGUGAGAGAAGAUACGCGUUGCCUUUAAAGGGAGUUUACAUGCAGCAGAUUGACCAGAUGGUUGGACUUCAUUGAAACAACCUCAUCUCGAAUGCACAGAUGUCCAGGGACAGAACCUACAGCUAUGCAACUUUAAUUUUUUUUUGUAUAUAAAUGUGUUAACAUUUAUUUAUUAAAAUUUUUUAAACUUCUCAAAGCUUUUCUAAGACAUGUAAUUUCAUUUAGUGAUAUUACAAAUGCAUCUUGCUUCAAUGCAAGGGAGAAAUGUUUUUGUUAAAAUAAGUGGGGUUUUGAUGCGCAAGUGUCUUCCAUGAAGGCAUAUGUUUAAUCAUUUGUCUAGAUAAAAAUUUAAAUGUAAAAGACUUGUGCUAGAUAUUUGUUUAAAUUCACUUUUGUAACUACCUUGUCUUAAAUGUCCAACAGUGUGAAAUAAGAAAGCUUCAUUGAACAUAAUGAUAUCCAAAUUUAUACUAAUGCAUAUAUUUCAUAUUGGAGUAAGAAUCAACCAAUGCUAUGAAGAACUGAACUGUGAAGGAGCAUUAGUCGGUUUGCCUUGUGUAGUGCUGAGUGUCUAUAGCAAAAGAGUAUAACCAACUCUGGAUUUCGCUAAUGUGCCUUCAAACUAUCAGUGCAUUUAACUGAAGGUAUGUAGUGUCAUGUCUGUCUGGGUAUCAAACAACAUUGAUUUUUGUUAUCUUUCUCUUGUGUUCCAUGUACAUUAAUUAGAUGGUGGUGUUCCUGGCUGAUUUGAGGACUACUUAUAAUGAAAUGUUCCAUAAUCACAUUCAUUAACCACAUCACAAUUUAUUUUUGUGGAUGAUUUUAUGUGUUCUGUAUUCAGAAAGUAAUGAUGCUUUACAUCUUGUUUAAAAAAUAUAAAAGCAGCUGAGAUAUUAUUGCUUGCUACAUGACUGAAAGCAUCCACAACUUGACUUUUUGAAGGUAUUGGGAUAUGUUCCUUACUUUCUGUUCAUUACUUUUACCCACAUUGGUGCAGAUCAGUUUGAGAGCUCUGAAAUUCAGAUGAAUUCAUAGUCUUGUCCACAGUUCCAGAAUGAUUCCUUCUAAAGGCCAACUUAAAAUAGUUGGCUUUCAUUUUGAUAACAUUUGCUAUGAGAAAUUUGGUAGAUCUUUUGACAAAUUAUAAAUGCUGAUUUUUAACUUCACCACAUUCUAUGCUUUCUGCGUCAACAGUGAAUCUGUCAGACACACUAUGACGAACGUUAACCUCUCACAAAUGGACAGUUACUGAAUCAUUAUCCCUAUUUUGUAACUGUUGUUUUGACCUUGGAUGGGGAUGGAAAUGAAAUGCACUUGGCUAUAGCAGUGGAAAAUGUAUUAAUCUUCUCAACAAAGGAUGGACCAUUAGCACUUGUUUACACUAAGCAAACUCCCUUUUGUUUAUUUCCGGAUUUACAAUCUAUUUGAAUAAUUUUCUUAAAAUUACAAUUGUACCACAUUUCUGUGUGUGUGUGUGUGUGUGUGUGCGUGCGUGCGUGCGUGCGUGCACACGCAUAUUUUCCCCCUCUUCCAUUAUUAGAAAAUCAUUGCACACCUUUUGGGUUUAUCCAAACUGGUUGGAGAAGAGAAUGGACAAGGGUACUCAGUGUCUGAAUUGAUGGAUCCAGGAGCUGCAGGUUAAUGCUUUAAGGAGCAUUUGUGUAGUUCAUGAUGAUGUGCCUUAGCAUGGAGGUUGACUUGGGGCAUCCAGAUCGGCCAAAGGGGAAGUGAAGGAAUAAUUAGGGUAAACAUUGAUCAUGUCACAAGACAACAUUUUGUUAUCUCCAGUCUAUGGUUGCAUCUUCUGACUGAUCUUCAUCAGGUAUCUCUUGCUAACAUCGCUUACAUACUGUAUGUAAUGUUCAUUUGUGCAGUCUUGGCAUUUCCAAACACUUGAGUGACUUGUCUUUCAGCAACGUCGUCAGUUGCUUGGCCCUGCCUUCUCUCACUGUUGUGCUCUCUUCUAUACUCACACUCACCCUCCUUCCACUAUGCUUUCAUCCCUUCCUUUUCUUACUGUUGUUCCAACCCGAACAUUAAUCUUUGCUUCUGCUUUCAUGUGUUGUUUUUCUCCCCUUAGUUUGUCCAUCUCAUACCCCUCACCUUCCUUGAAGAUAAAGGAUCUUAUUUCAAUUCAGUCUUUUCUUGCUAAGUCAGAUGAGACUGGAGAUGAAAGAGAGUGAGAUAACGGCCUACCUUGCUUGCUUUCUCCACUAUCAAGUUGCAAACUUUUAUUUUUUGUAAUAUAUUAACAUCAGAGUUAUAAGUUUACCUGUUCCUUCCCUUGGCUUAUUUGGAUGAUCCUCUAGUUUAACUGCUAUUUUAAUUUUAUCAAUCACAUGGUAAAGUUGUGCAAUCAUUGGAAUUCCUCCAGAAUCCUAUACACUUAUUUAUGUGAAAGUAAGAGAGGUCUGAUUAGGACACAAUUACGUAAGAUUUUCCCUUCAGUUAUGUGUGCAAUGAUGAUGCCAAAUGUUGUGGUUGGAUGGCUAGCAUUUUAACAUUUUAGAUGAUUUCCAUUUCUAUGUGACCAAUCUGAGUGCCAUGGUAGAUGGUUCCGAAGCACAUGAGAUCUGCCUCAUUUUUAAGAUAUUGGUAAGAUUACUUGUGGAGCAUUGUUUUCUUACAGAUAAUAGUAUUUACUCAAAAGCAGGAUGUUUAAUGUAAAGGACAAUGCUGAACUAUCGAUGUUUACCAAAAUCAAUGUGCAAUACACUUGUAUAAAAGAAAAUUGUAAAAAUUUUAUUUUCCCAGAAAUGAGUAAUGGUAUUAAAGUGUCAAAGGACCAAAUAGAAGUCAAUAAAGAUUCAAUUCUA
Messenger RNA from Hypanus sabinus (Atlantic stingray), 7774 nucleotides. RefSeq names its product ER degradation enhancer, mannosidase alpha-like 1 (gene edem1). Gene Ontology annotation, biological process: mannose trimming involved in glycoprotein ERAD pathway; endoplasmic reticulum mannose trimming; carbohydrate metabolic process. NCBI's taxonomy places the organism in Eukaryota, Metazoa, Chordata, Chondrichthyes, Myliobatiformes, Dasyatidae. The record is from RefSeq and is a predicted model, not a curated record. The transcript has 12 exons. The coding region runs from base 2955 to 5033 and encodes 692 amino acids. Gene Ontology annotation, molecular function: mannosyl-oligosaccharide 1,2-alpha-mannosidase activity; calcium ion binding. Gene Ontology annotation, cellular component: endoplasmic reticulum; membrane.